Messenger RNA from Tachysurus fulvidraco (yellow catfish), 3583 nucleotides. RefSeq names its product BEN domain-containing protein 4. The record is from RefSeq and is a predicted model, not a curated record. Gene Ontology annotation, molecular function: DNA binding. Lineage: Eukaryota; Metazoa; Chordata; Actinopteri; Siluriformes; Bagridae. The transcript has 6 exons. Bases 411 to 2066 code for a protein of 551 amino acids.
UGUGUGUGUGUGUGUGUGUGUUCAGCUUUAUUGUCUUCUAGGCACAAGUCAAAAGGCUACAUGACAAACAUGGCCGGCUUCCGUGUGCGUUAAUGGAAGCUAACGCUGCUCUAUCGUUGACACUCCCACUUUUCGGUGCAGAUGCCCCGCAGGGCGCGCGCCGGUCCCGCCAGUGUUUCCCCGUUGGUAGAAGCGCGUUAUUCUCGCCAGGGGAUUGGAGCAGCAGCGUGUCAGUAAAGUCACCUCACUCACAGUUGGAAGUGUUUUGAGACGCGCGGCGAGACACCGAGACACCGUGAAAGCGACAGAGAGACAGCACGAGAGCGCAGCGCUUUAAUCCGUCAGCGCCGGACUCGACGUCACCCGAAGCGACAGCGAGCGCGCGCACUGGAGAUUUAGCGUCGCGGGUCAUGGAGGAUGAGAUGCUGGCGGCGGACAACGGUCUCUCGGAGCCCAAAAUGGGCGGCCAGCCGCGGAGCUUUGCAAGCAGGCGUGCGAAGGCGAGGCACGAUCGACCCACCAUGGUGGAGAUCCCACAGCUGGGGGACGGCGCGAGCCAGCGGCGCGCUCACGCCAUCGCGCACAGUCAGCCGUAUCCGUAUCAACAGCGACUACAGCUCCAUCAUCCAACCAUCCAGCAAACGCAACAUCACUCUCCAUCUGUACAUCGCUUUAGCGGGGAAAUGAGGCCCAGAGUCGCGACCUCCUGCUCAGCAUCAGCAUCGUCAUCGCCAUCAGUCUCAUCAGCGUUAGGCAGCGCAGCGGCGUUCUUCGGCCGCCAGGGGAGAGUCCGAUACCCCGCGGGCCACCAGUCUCCAGACUGCAGUUACGAAAUCAGCUCAGAAAACCGGCUGAUUCUGGACGCAUUUGCACAGCAGUGCAGUCGGGUGCUCAGCCUCCUUAACAGCAAUGGCAGGUUGCUGGGACAACAGCGGGCUUUGAGCCCUUCAUCCUCCUCCAUCAACUCCAUUAUCAAGCAAGAGGCUGGAUGUUCACCUGAACCUGCUCUUACCAAGCCCAGGCCUGAUGAGUCCAAGACAGGCAGCGUGGAGGACGAGGGUCAACACAGGCAACAGUGGAACUCGCAGCACACCUCAACCCUCCUACAGGUCUUCACCGAGUCUCUGCAGAACUACAUGCUGGCUGGAGCUCAAUCUUCUGAUAGCGAACGCUGCCACCAGCCCGAGCCUGAACCAGCAGCACCCGCAUCACCAGCACACAACCUGGGAGGCUGGGCAUCUCCGGCACCCUCCGACUCCUAUGGACAUCCUUCCUCCACCCUGCCUGAGGAAGAAGAGGAAGAGGAAGGCUGCUGCCCACGGUGCAUGGAGCUGGAGCAGGAGGUGCUGAGUCUUCAGCAGGAGAACGAGGAACUGAGGCAAAAGUUGGAAAGUGCUCCAGUGCCAUGUCAGACAGUGCUGGACUUCUUUAAGUCUGUCCUUGGACACUACAACCAGUUCAUUCCCCCGCCGCCUACUGAGGAGCAACUCACUGAGACUUGUGCAAGGAGUGCAAUGCAGGAGUAUUCAAACCACUACGAAAUAAACAGUCAUCAGAGACCGAAAACAGAAGGAAGUAAGCAGCUGCUGGGAAACUAUCCUCUCUUCAUCACCAACAAACAGUGGGACGAGGCAGUGAACUCGUCGAAGAAGGACGGGCGUCGGUUGCUGCGCUACCUCAUCCGCUUUGUGUUCACUACAGACGAAUUGAAGUACUCAUGUGGCCUGGGAAAGAGAAAACGCUCGGCCCACAUGAGCGAGACAGGACCAGAGAGACGGCCGCUCAACCCCGUCAAAGUCAGCUGCCUCAGAGAGUUUAUCCGGAUGCACUGUGCGUCAAACCCUGACUGGUGGAUGCCGUCUGAGGAGCAGAUUAACAAGGUGUUCAGUGACGCAGUGGGUCAUGCACGCCAGGGCCGGGCUGUGGGCACCUUCCUGACUGGAGGUGGAGGCAGUGGUAGUGGGAGCAGCAGCAGCGGUAGCAGCCUUUAUCUAGAGGGUUACGAUGGACAGCUGUCUCAAGACGAGCUCUUUAUGAAGGGCUCACAGAAUGGCAUCAUGGACUAGGACUUUCUGAAGAGGACUGAGACUAAAUGGCUGUUUUGCACCUUUAGUAGAGUAACUUCUACUGUCAGACUGCUGUAGCCACAUUUAUGUUGGGUUAUUGUGUCCAGGAUUUCAUCUUGACUUAGCAGACAAAAUGAAAACUGAACAGCAUUCCAGAGACUCACAUUCAAAAACACAUUCUGUAUAGCGGGAUAUCUUUAUCGUGGUGAUGGAGCACCCCUGUGGUGUACAUUUCAGUGUUUUCCUUUCUGUAAAUCACCCAGUUCAGGGUUGUUAAUAAACUGUUAAGAGCAAGGAAAAUGAACAAAAUGUGCAGGACAGGUGUUACUCCAGAUCCAAGAGUGAGAAACACUGCCCUACAGCAUGCACUGUAAAUUAAUUCCUCCAGGCUGCUUGCUGUAAUAUUGUAGCACUGUAUAUAGUGUAAAAGCCAAGUCACAGGUCAUCGUCACAACAGUGUGUUUGUCAGGGCAUGGAGUCACACGUGGCAUGGAGAAGUACACAAAUCAUCAAAUCACCUAAUUUAAGCAUCAUUUUAGAAAAGACAUUUUAGAAAAGAUAGAAAAACAAACACCUAUUAAUAGUAAUGAUGUUCACUGUAAAUAAGGAUGUGAGCUUCCUAAUAUCUGAGUCUGUGUAUGCACACACAUAACAUAAUAACAAGGUGCUAUUCUCACAUUGCAUUCUAUAUAAUGAAGAACAUAUCAGUGAAUUUACUCCUAGAUGAGGAAGUUCAAAGUAUCACCUUAUAUUCUGUGGUCACAUGGUUGUUGUGGUAUAAUCAGUUUUGUGCUAUUUGAUGGAGUCGAUUCUGACAUGUGUCCAUGUUUGUGAAUAUAAAAGUGAGGACAUGGCAACUUGUUUCUUGUUUCUAGGGGCCAAGCUAAUAUAAACCAUAUGAUGGGUGUUCAGGAAAAUUCUAUAGAUAUGUUUUCUGGCCUGAUUGAAUAUACUAUUAACUGCAAAGACGUGUGCGACCAUAAAGCCUGAACUUAUCCAUGGGUCAUUGUGCAAAGCUAAUUCUUUGCUUGUAGACAACUCUGAGAUGCCUUAAACAGAACUCAGAUGUCAUAUACUGCCAAUUUCUGUCUGCUGGGACUUUACAUAUGCUGAAAUAUCUGACUGAUCAUACUGUUAGCAACAAAACUAGCCAAAAUUCUAAACUAUUGCUAUUUCUGAGGUCUUAACUGAGUUUAAGAACAAUAUAGGAGACACGUGUAAGCCUGCCAUUUGUGUGUGUGUGUGUGUGUAUGUGUGUGUGUGUGUGUGUGUGUGUGUGUGUGUGUGUGUGUGUGUGUGUGUGUGUGUGUGUGUGUGUGUGUAGGAGAGAGAGAGAGAGAGAGAGAGAGACAUUCUUUACUCUGGUUGUGUUACCCUGUUGUCCUAUAGAUAGGAAUUGUGUGGACACUGUGAAAUGAACCAUAAACUGUUCUUUGUCCUUAAAUGUAAAUAGAAUAUUGCUAUAACAAGUGUCAACAUUUGUUGGUGUUUUUCUUAAAUAAUAAUUUAAAUGGAAA